CGAUAUGAUGCGCGAAUAAAGUAGUAAAGUAUUUCGUUGCCAUUGCACGGCCAAGAUACGUUUAAUUUAUUCUACACUGCUAUUCAUACUCAUCGAGGAAACAUGGGUGACUUCUCGGAUGAGCUCCGACCCGCAGAACCGCAAGGACCAGGUAUCCUCGCCAAAGAACGCAGCAGAUCCAACAUCAAUGUCGAUAAGCUCGCGCGGCAUCUGUUGCAUCGCGACGGCUUCCUUGAAAGACAGGAGAGGAUUCUCAAGAUCAUCGAGAACCGGCCGUACUUUUCGAAACGGAAUCAGCUCAAUCUUGCCCGACCCGACCGUUAUCAUCUGUCACUAGCUCGUUCUAAGGAGUUGCGCCGUCUCGCUCUAGAGCACAAUUGGGACUCCGAGGACUAUGGGAUGGCUUCGCGUCUGGUGGGCGAAGUGUCGCCAUAUGCAAUUCAUACUGUCAUGUUUAUGACCUCGAUCCGCGAGCAGGCGGACGAAGAGCAAUACAAUGAAUGGUGGCCACGCACGCAAAGCUGGGAAAUAAUUGGUUGCUACGGGCAAACAGAGCUAGGUCACGGUAGCAAUGUCCGGGGAAUCGAGACCAUUGCGAAAUACAAUUCAGAGACUAAGGACUUCACGAUACACAGCCCAACGCUGACUGCGGCAAAAUGGUGGAAUGGGUCCCUUGGACGAACCGCAAACCAUGCCAUUAUUGUUGCCCAGCUUCUAUUACCUGAUAGAAACGGAAGAUAUAAGUCCUAUGGUCCACAUCAAUUCGUCGCUCAAAUCAGAGAUAUGAAGACGAACAAGCCUCUCGAGGGUAUCGUCAUUGGCGACAUUGGCGCUAAAGUCGGCUACGCUGGCAUGGACAACGGCUACAUGCUCUUCAAGAACUUCAAGAUCCCUCACAAGGCUUUGCUCUCCAAGUACACACGCGUCACCAUCGAUGGCACUUAUAUCCAACCUGCAAACCCUGCCAUCGUCUAUGGAAGCAUGACUUUUGUCCGUGCAAGCAUUAUCAUGAAUGCACGAAUGACACUUGCGAGAGCGACUACGAUCGCUGUUCGAUACUUAUCUAUUCGACAUCAGUUUGUGGAUCGAGAUGAACCAGAUAAACCGGAGCGAGCCGUGCUGGACUAUCCUUCUGUGCAAAUCAGAAUUCUGCCUCUCGUAGCUGCGACAUAUGCUUUGCACUACACUGGCGAGGCGAUGUCCAGCCUAUAUUGGGAGACCCGUGCCGACAUCGAGAAGAAUGGCGACCUGUCUCGUCUUGCCGAGCUGCAUGCAGCUUCUUCCGGUCUUAAGGCAGCGUGCACAAUUAUCACGGCCGACGGAAGUGAGAUCUGUCGACGAGCACUUGGCGGUCAUGGCUUCAGUGGCGCAAGUGGCAUGAUCCCGCUCAAUACCGAUAAUCUCGACAGUCCAACUGUGGAAGGUGACAGUUGGAUGAUCUCUCAGCAGACUGCCGCAUAUCUCCUGAAGCGCAUGACCUCAGCAGUUAGUGGAAAGAGCUCAGAGCCAAUGGAUAGUCAAUUCAUUGCUUAUUUGAAGGAUCGCAGCUCUGUAGCUAACUACGACAUCUACGACAAGGAGGAAGACAUCGUCCGUGCCUUCAAGGACCGUGUCUCAUAUUUGUCGUACAAGCUAUACGAGCGACGCAUUGUCCAGAAGCAUUCGUGGACAGAUCUUAUGGUCGAAUUGCAUCGCCUUGCAAUCGUGCACUCGGAAGCCAUCUUGGUGGAGAACUUCUACGAAGCAGUUUUCAAGGGUAACAUCACUCCUGCGGUUGAGGGGACCGCGAUCCCGGUCUUGCAGGAUCUGUUUAGGCUCUUCUCUCUGACGACCAUCGAUAGCCGGACCACUGAGUUCCUGUUGUCGGGUGGUCUUUCAGUGCAGCAGCUCCAGGCAUUGACGCCCACCAUCCUCGAGCUGAUGAAGAAAAUCAGGCCGCAUGCUGUGAAACUGGUCGAUGCAUGGUCCAUCCCAGAUUAUCUGCUUGACAGCGCGCUAGGCAGGCAAGAUGGGGAUGUCUAUAAUGCAAUGUGGAGGAGGGCACAUUUAGAGAAUCCUCUCAAUAUACAAACAUUCAACCCAGACUUUAGGACGGAGGAGAUUGUUAUUGGAGAGGGUGCGGAGAACGCAAGGAAGAGAGUGGAGAAGUUGGCACUAGGUGUAUAUGGGCACGAACAACGGGAUUGUGAACGAUCGAAGCUUUGAGAUUCGUGAGGUGGUUACAGAUGCCUGGAUCUCGCAGCAUUUUGAAGCGCUUUCUCCUGUUGUUCGUCCGAACCUACAUUGACGUGUGAGUUACAACGUUAUAGGGCUAGCGAUUCUUCAUUCCCAAAAUUGCCCAUUAUUCUCCAC
This is a messenger RNA of Eremomyces bilateralis CBS 781.70, 2352 nucleotides long. Its product is annotated as acyl-CoA oxidase. The coding region runs from base 103 to 2205 and encodes 700 amino acids. Gene Ontology annotation, biological process: fatty acid beta-oxidation using acyl-CoA oxidase; lipid homeostasis. Gene Ontology annotation, cellular component: peroxisome. The transcript has a single exon. Gene Ontology annotation, molecular function: acyl-CoA oxidase activity; FAD binding; fatty acid binding. Lineage: Eukaryota; Fungi; Ascomycota; Dothideomycetes; Eremomycetales; Eremomycetaceae. The record is from RefSeq and is a predicted model, not a curated record.